Nelumbo nucifera (sacred lotus) is the source of this 3380-nucleotide messenger RNA. RefSeq names its product ARM repeat superfamily protein (gene MOS14). Gene Ontology annotation, molecular function: small GTPase binding. Gene Ontology annotation, biological process: protein import into nucleus. Lineage: Eukaryota; Viridiplantae; Streptophyta; Magnoliopsida; Proteales; Nelumbonaceae. The record is from RefSeq and is a predicted model, not a curated record. Gene Ontology annotation, cellular component: cytoplasm.
UCCUAUAAAGUGUGCAUCUAGAUUUUGGGAGGCGAGGGAUCUUUACCAGGCGCGAAACCAUAUCGCUGAAAAUCAAGUAAAGAGGGAGAAAAAGAAGAAAAUUAAAAACCGAAGACCGAACUAUUUUUCAUAGCCGUCUGGGUUGUCUACAUCGGAGUGGGAAGAAUGUCUAGCAUGGAGCUUCAAAAUACUGUGAAGGAAGCCCUAAACGCUCUCUACCACCAUCCCGAUGAUUCAGUUCGUAUGCAGGCUGAUAGAUGGCUGCAAGAUUUUCAACGAACCAUCGAUGCUUGGCAGGUGUCUGAUAAUUUGCUUCAUGAUUCCAGCAGCAAUCUAGAAACUCUAAUUUUCUGUUCUCAGACUCUCAGAAGCAAGGUACAACGAGAUUUUGAAGAACUACCUUCUGAAGCUUUUCGCCCCUUACGCGAUUCCUUGAACGCAUUGCUGAAAAAUUUACACAAAGGCCCCCCUAAAGUUAGAACACAGAUUAGCCUUGCGGUUGCAGCUUUGGCUGUGCAUGUUCCCAAGGAAGAUUGGGGAGAUGGUGGUAUCGUGAAUUGGCUUCGGGAUGAGAUGAACUCUCGUCCGGAGUGUAUACCAAGUUUUCUGGAGUUGCUCACUGUUCUACCUGAGGAAGCAUCCAACUAUAAGAUUGCAGCUCGCACAGAAAGACGUCGCCAAUUUGAGAAGGAACUUAUUUCAUCAAUGGAGGUUGCUCUUAAUAUAUUGACUGCUUGUUUGAGUCUCAAUGAACUGAAGGAGCAGGUGCUUGAGGCCUUUGCUUCUUGGCUUCGGCUAAGACAUGGAAUUCCUGCUUCUGUUCUUGCUUCACAUCCUCUGGUGCUUACAGCUCUCUCUGGUUUGAACUCUGAGCAGCUCUCAGAGGCAGCUGUAGAUGUAAUUUCUGAACUGAUACAUUACACAGCGGCUGGAAGCUCUGUUGGUCUUUCCUUGCAGUUGCCCUUAAUUCAAGUACUUGUCCCUCAAGUUAUGAAUCUGAAGGAGCAACUUAGAGAUUCCUCAAAGGAUGAGGAAGAUGUGAAGGCCAUUGCUCGCCUAUUUGCUGAUAUGGGUGAUUCUUAUGUGGAGUUGAUUGCAAAUGGUUCUGAUGAAUCAAUGAUGAUUGUGCAUGCCUUGCUAGACGUUGCUUCACACCCAGAAUAUAACAUUGCUUCUAUGACAUUUAACUUCUGGCACAACCUUCAGGUUAACUUGACUGAAAGGGAGUCCUACUUAUCAUUUGGAAAUGAAGCAUCCAUUGAAGCAGAGCGAAGCAGGAGGCUGCAAAUUUUUCGCUCAUCAUAUGAAUCACUUGUAUCUUUGGUUAGCUUCCGUGUUCAAUAUCCCCAAGAUUACCAGGAUCUUUCAAGAGAAGACCUCAAGGAAUUUAAGCAGACUAGAUAUGCUGUUGCGGAUGUUUUAAGUGAUACAGCAUCAGUUUUAGGCGGUGAAGCGACAUUGAAAAUUCUUUACAUGAAGCUUGUAGAGGCUGUAAGCAACUGCAGAAAUAAUGAACCUUGUGAAUGGCGCCCUGCAGAGGCUGCUCUAUAUUGUAUACGGGCUAUUGCAAAUUAUGUUUCUAUUGUUGAAGUUGAAGUAAUGCCCCAGGUUAUGGCUUUGCUUCCGAAACUUCCUCAACAACCUCAGUUGCUUCAGACAGUAUGCUUAACAAUUGGAGCAUAUUCAAAAUGGUUUGAUGCUUCACCAAGUGGUCUCUCAGUUCUGCCUUCAGUUGUAGAGAUUCUCAUGAGUGGAAUGAGCCUAUCUGAAGAUUCUGCAGCUGCUGCAGCUUUAGCAUUCAGGCACAUCUGUGAUGAUUGCCGGAAAAAACUUUGCGGAUCAUUAGAUGGUCUCUUCCACAUUUACCAUAGAGCAGUCAGUGGGGAAGGUGGUUAUAAGGUCUCUGCUGAAGACUCGCUGCACUUGGUUGAAGCUUUUAGUAUGGUUAUUACAGAGCUUCCACCAGAUCAUGCUAAGAAAGCCCUUGAAGCAUUAUGCUUGCCAGUUGUAACCCCUUUGCAGGAAAUUGUUAAUCAAGGUCCAGGACCAUUGCAACAAAUAAUUGCACGCGAGCUUACUGUUAACAUUGAUAGACUUGCAAACAUUUUCAGAUAUGUAAACCAUCCUGAAGCUGUAGGAGAUGCAAUUCAAAGGCUAUGGCCAAUUUUUAAAGCUAUCUUUGAUCAUCGUCCUUGGGACAUGAGAACAAUGGAGUCCUUGUGCCGGGCUUGCAAAUAUGCGGUGAGAACCUCUGGGAAGUUCAUGGGUGUCACUAUAGGAGCAAUGCUUGAGGAGAUACAAUGCCUUUAUCAACAACACCAUCAACCAUGCUUCCUUUACCUCUCAAGUGAAGUGAUAAAGAUAUUUGGGUCUGAUCCAUCUUGUGCGAACUACCUUAAAAGUUUAAUUGAAUCUCUCUUCAGUCAUACAACACAUCUUCUGACUAAAAUUCAGGAUUUUACGGCUAGACCAGACAUAGCAGAUGACUGCUUUUUGUUGGCAUCAAGGUGUAUACGUUAUUGUCCUCAUAUAUUUGUUCCUUCCGCUAUAUUCCCUUCAUUAGUUGAUUGUUCUAUGGUUGGGAUCACAAUACAACACAGGGAGGCCUGCAAUUCCAUCUUGACAUUCUUGUCAGAUAUCUUUGAUCUUUCAAACUCCAGUCGAGGAGAACAGUACCAAUCUAUCAGGGAUAGCGUGAUUCUUCCCCGGGGUGCAACCCUUGCCAGAAUUUUGAUAGCUUCACUGACAGGGGCACUCCCAAGUUCUCGACUAGAAGCGGUAACGUACGCACUGCUAGCUCUAACCAGAGCAUAUGGAGCCAAGGCGCUUGAGUGGGCGAAAGAGAGCGUUUCAUUGCUUCCACCUACAGCUGUGACUGAGGCAGAACGUUCAAGAUUUCUCCAAGCUUUAUCAGAAGCAGCAACAGGGGCUGAUGUUAAUGCCCUAACAGCUCCUGUUGAGGAGCUUUCAGAUGUUUGCCGACGUAACCGUACAGUUCAAGAGAUUGUUCAGGGAGUUUUAAGGCCUCUAGAGUUGAACAUUUCACCUGUAUCUUAGCAGGGUAUUACCGGUAUAGCAGAAAUUUUUGGUAUUUGUCAAUCCAGUGAUAAUUAUUUGAUUGUGUAUCAUCAUCAUCAUUAGUUGUGUAUUAAUCAUCAUUUAUUACGAAGUUCGUCAUUGUAAUUUGUGAGUGAGCUGAGGGAUGGUAUGUAUUUCUUUCCUCCAUCCUACUUCCGGUGUAAUCUGCAUAUGCCCUCUUUUUCUCUGGUUAGAAAACUUGUUCUUUUUUGUUUUUUUUUUUCUUCCUUGAUUUAUGUGAUUUAUCGAACUUCAUAUAUUUAAGGUUCAAAGUAUCGGUACGUGUCUGCUUCAUUAAUUUA